CCGUCAUUCUUCAUUCAUCAAGCGACUUUCAACAAGCGAGUACGCGUCGCGUUUCGUGUCGUCGUCCGUUCGAUUAUUAUUAUUAGUGGUUAUUAUACAUUAUACUACCAGCUAGUGAAUCCUGGUAGUAGGUAGAAUCUACUACUUGAUAAUAAAUAGUAGGUAUUUACUUUGUGCUGCUGCUGAAUAAUUUUCCUUGGUCGUCGCCGUCGCGUCAUCGAUUCGAUUGAAGAGAAUCUCUGAUAUUCGUCGUCGCCUUCGUUACUGUGAGGAAAAAUCGUGAAAAAGUGAAGUUUUGUGAAGCUCUGAGUGCUGGAUUCUGCCAGGCUGGAAAGUUUGCUUUCUAUGCCGCAGAAGAACCCGUGGGGUUGUGGUUUGAUUCCGAGAAACGGCCCCAAAUCUGCAAAGCAAAAACCCCACUCGAAAAUGGUGCCGGGGACAAAGUGUUGAAUGUGGGAAAACGGAUUCUUUUUCUGGUCGAAUAAUUCUCGCAGGGUUUUCUCUGCCGAGUGUCAGGAAGAAAAUUUCGUUUCGUGAAGAUGCUCUUGUUCGAGUGGGUGUUGUGCUAAAAAGGUGGAAUUUAAUGUAAAGAAAGGAAAACUACUGUUUUUCAAACCUGAGAAGCAAGCAGAAGAAAAAUAAACGCCAGAGAAAGUUUUCCCAAUUGAGGGCUGCUAAGAAAAAAAAAUCCCCCAGCCAUAUGUGAACGGAAAAGCGACGUUUCUCGUCAGUAUUUUCAUCGAUUCGGUUCAGAGUUUUUUCCGAGAUAAACUCCGUGUGAAAAUCAUUGCGAUCCACGAGGAGCAAAGAAGAAAAAUCAAGAAAAUUGUAAAAUUUUUGCUCGGUAAUAAAUUCCAACCACAAAGUUUUUCCUUGGCAGUUUAUGUGCGCGAAAGCGAGAUAUCGCGAUAUCUGGCGUUGUGACGAGGCAAAACGAAAAGGCAAGACGUCGUCGCGCUGCUUCUCUGUGUGAGUGUUUGGAAACGUCACUUUUUCUCCACACCAGCAGUAGCAAAAACAUCACCGAACGUGUGGGUGUGUAAGUGCAUGUGUAUGCGUGAAAGAGUGCGCGCGCGGCAGUAAUAAUAAUAAUACUAAAAAUGGUGGCGCAGUUUCAUUAAUCCACUUCUACUUGUGUUUGUGUUGGUGCUCUUUUGAUUCACUGAAAAGCUGUUACUAGCGGCGGUUGUUCCGUUGUGUUGAUGCCGUAGUGGCAGAUGUGUGAUGGCCGAUGUUUCCAUUGGGCUGAAUAACAAUAAUAACCGAGUGGAACAACAACAACAUCAACAGCAGAAGCAGCAGCAGCAAAAGAAGCAUCGAAUCGUCUUUGUCGAUUUGGCAGCAGCAGAAAAGUUGUUCAUCAAAUGCAACAUUGUAUGUAUGAACAAGUGUUGAGGUGAAUCUAACACAGAAAAAUGACAAAACUAAAACUUUUAGAACUCUGUGAUUCAUUCCCAAGUAUUCCAAUUGUGAGAAUAAAUUACACCAAAACUACACUAAAAGAACAAUAACUAUCAAAGUGAGUGUAAAACAAAACCAACCAAUAAUGACUCAUCCCAAAGUGACAACCAAAUCAAGUACCAUCAUUCACAUAAAAACUCACCGACAACGGUUCACCUCGUCAACAGGUGGUCAAAUUCGCCGGAUGGCGGCAGUUUUAUCAGCCGCAACAUUUGGCAGUGAUUGAAUGCACUUCGCAGCAGAAAUUCUGCCGAGUUCACGCGAAAAAGUUCUCCCUGUUUGGAUCGACCCACUUGUCGUUUGGAGAGAUUCGCAUAACCGGUUUCAUUUGUAACUUAGAAAACAGAAAACGUGACGCGUUUCCUAGUUAGGUAGCUUGACCAAAACCUGCCCCCGAAAUCCCACUUAGCCGCUGGAGGCCGCAAAUGAAAACGUCGCAUUUCCGCUCGAAUUUCGACUUUUCCGGUCGGCCACCACUAGUUUCUCCGUCGUCGUCGUCGUCUUUGUUGACUCAACAACAUCUAUCGGAACAGGAACAGUCGACUUCGAAUCACCAACAGCAGUUGUUUUCGUCUUCGUCGCAGUCGCCAUCGCAGCAGUUUGACCAGCAAUUCCGCGAAGGAUAUCUCCAUCGAAGAAGUGGUCUACAUCAUCGUCAUCAACGGCAAAGUGGUUCCAGCAGUAGUAGUGGUGGUGGUCUUAACAAUCUCAAUCAGCGCCACCUGCAGCAAGCGAUACAAAGUAACGAAACCAGAGGCGAAGGUUUUCUGCCAAAAGUUGGGGAGAUUGUUGCCGUGUCAUCGUCAACGUCUCCGCCGCCUUCGCCAGCUCCACUUCCCUUGCCGGAGUCCUGUGCGGACGAACAGCAGAAUCAAUUCCUGUCGGUACCAACUCACCAACAUCACCAUCAUGAUCAACAGCAAGAACAACAACUGACGAGAGUGGUUAGCUAUCAAGAUCAACAGUAUUCCUCCGGUGACAGAGCUGCUACUAGUGUGCGACAUCCACAGCACCAUAAUUUGUACCAGCAGCGACGCCAAAACCGCCCUGGUGAAAAAGAAUCCUCUGCGAUUGUCGUUCCAGCUCUAGAAGAAGAACAAGAAGAUCGAGGAGCCCCUCUGCCAGCAGUCGUCCGAUCGAGUGCGGUCGUUAUUGACGGUGGACAAUCGUUGCUGGCCCCGUCUGUCAUCUACGAAACGUCAUCAUCAUCAUCGUCGUUGCGCUAUGAUGGUGGAUUGAGUUCCCAGAGACAGAAUCAAUCGAAAGCAGCAGAAUCAACAGUUGCCGCCAUCGAUAACAGCAACGGUAAUUUGCAACGUCACAGUCAAGCUCAGCAUCAGCAUCAGCAUUUGGUGGCUGCGAGUACGACAGUAAACUCGAACUACAACCGGAGCCAUCAACAGCAGCAGGCUGAAAAUAGCAGCCGUAGCAGCAGUAGUGGUAUUGGCGGCGGUCAUAUAAAGUAUCCACCACCGCCACCAGCUCCAAAGGGAACGACGACAACAGCAACACUAGCAGCUCCGACUAAGCGCAAGAGAGAAACAGGUGAUCCUUCUAUCCAAGCCAACAUCCCGGUUUUCGUGUCUUAUCCAUUGCGAGCGAGAAAGCCAGCACCAGGGACACCAGCUGAGUGUGACUGUGGCUGCGUUGAAAGUGCUACGGUCGUUGUAACAACUAGCGCUACCAGUUCUACUUCCCUGGUCGGUAAUAACAACGGCAGCAACAAUAACAACAACAACAGCAUUAAGAACUCCGGCAGCGGCGGCGGAAGUUCCGUUGUAGUGGCUGCUUCCUCGGGGGCUAUGGGCGCCCCAUCCAACGGCUCCAAGACGGCACAUUCAAAGGUUGCAACCGGAGGAGGUCAUGCCAACACGCAGACCUCCAGCAAACGCUCGAGCAGUGGAGCCGACGGAGACUAUCAGCUGGUGCAGCACGAGGUGCUGUACUCCCUUUGCGCGCAGUACGAGGUGCUAGAGUUUCUCGGCCGGGGCACAUUCGGACAGGUGGUAAAAUGCUGGAAAAAGGGCACAAGCGACAUCGUCGCCAUCAAGAUCCUCAAGAAUCACCCGUCCUACGCGCGGCAAGGCCAAAUCGAAGUGUCGAUCCUGUCCCGACUGAGCCAGGAAAAUGCCGACGAGUUCAACUUUGUCCGGGCGCUGGAGUGCUUCCAGCACAAGAACCACACCUGCCUGGUGUUCGAGAUGUUGGAACAGAAUCUGUACGACUUCCUGAAGCAGAACAAAUUCUCGCCGCUGCCACUCAAGUACAUUCGACCGAUCCUACAGCAGGUUUUAACGGCGUUGUUAAAAUUGAAGCAACUUGGCUUGAUUCACGCCGAUUUGAAGCCCGAAAACAUCAUGUUGGUCGACCCGGUUAGGCAACCGUACAGGGUAAAGGUGAUCGAUUUUGGUUCGGCGUCUCACGUCAGCAAAACGGUGUGCAAUACGUACCUGCAGUCGCGCUACUAUCGGGCGCCGGAAAUUAUCCUCGGGUUGCCGUUCUGCGAGGCCAUCGACAUGUGGUCGCUGGGAUGUGUCGUGGCGGAGCUGUUUCUCGGGUGGCCCCUGUACCCCGGUUCCUCUGAAUAUGAUCAAAUCAGGUACAUAUCGCAGACACAGGGUCUCCCAACCGAACACAUGCUGAAUAGCGCCAGUAAAACGGCCAAAUUUUUCUACCGGGAUGUCGAUUCCACCUAUCCUUUCUGGCGGUUGAAGACACCGGAAGAGCACGAGGCGGAAACCAACAACAAAAGCAAGGAGGCUCGAAAGUACAUCUUCAACUGUCUGGAUGAUAUCGGGCAGGUGAAUGUGCCAACCGACAUUGAAGGUGGCCAGUUGCUAGCAGAAAAGACUGACCGACGGGAGUUCAUCGAUCUGUUGAAGCGGAUGCUGACGAUCGAUCAAGAACGGAGGAUAACACCGGGUGAAGCGCUGAAUCAUCCGUUCACAACGUUGGCACAUCUGGUAGACUACGCCCACUGCAACAACGUUAAAGCGUCCGUCCAGAUGAUGGAGGUGUGCCGAAGGACGGACUCAAUGAUUCACACUUACAAUUUAAGCGUUCAGCCGACGACGGCCACCCUGGUGACAAACUUCGUACCGAAUGCCACCGAGAACAUGACCAUCACGUUCAACAAUCAGGUGCAGAGGAUCGUGCGGGAGCGUGGACCAACCUACGACAACCAUCUGUAUCAGAUCUAUCGGGGUCGGAAUGUCGGUGGUCAGUACAGUAACGGACGGCCGGAUGCUUUCCAGCAUCAGUUGGUGUCUAGCAUUCUGUGUCCUCCAGGGUAUCAAACGAUGCCAAGUCCGACAAAGCACGUCGUUGUUGGGGGCACCUCGAUGCAACCUCCACUGCAGGUUCCGCCACAGCAGUACGUCAAUGUUCCUGUUCCUGUGUCGAUGGUCGAACCGUCAUCCGGCCAGCGGAUGCUGCUGACCAAUGCGGUUCAACCGAACGUUGCCUGGCCGCAGAGUGGGCGCCAGGUGGCAAUUGUGCCAUCGUGGUCACAGCAAACCGGACCGCACUCGCUGAUCGUCGACUCGGCGCCGUUUCUCAACGUGGAGGAGAUCUACCCGAAGCCACAUCUCAACAUACAAACGCGGCAUCCCGAGCCGAAGAAGGAAUCACCGGUGCACCAUCUUGUCGUCUCCCGCCACGACAAGAAGGAAAACAACCAACUUUCACCGGUGAAGAAGCGCGUCAAGGAGAACACCCCACCUCAUCAGCAGCGGUACAACAGCAAUCGGAACAAUCACAUGUGCCAGCAGUACCACGAUGUCGGAGGGCCAUCCUCUUCGUCGUCGUUCUAUCACGGCAACAACAGCAGCAGUAGCAGCAGCAAUCAACUGCAAAUCCCACAGCAACAAAUUCCGCCACAACCGCACCACCACCAUUCAUCCUCGUCUUCAUCGUCUUCACAACAACCUCCGGCACAAUCGCAGCUGCAACAGGCCAACAGUAGUAGCAGUGGAAAUCACCACCACCAUCACCACUAUCAGCAGAUCGAUUCCGGAUCGAUGGGCGGUGGCAGCGGAAGUGGCUUGAGUGGAUCGAACAAUGUACAAAUUCACCAUUCUUCGUCUUCGUACGGAGGCAAUGGAAGCAGCAGCAGCAUGAUGAUGAACAGUGGUAGCAUACAUCAUGGAUCGAGCAGUGGUCACCAUCAUGGCAGUGGCAGUGGAAGUCACAUACACCACAGUCACAGCAGUCACAACAGCAAACAGCAAACGAUCACAAUUCACGAUACUCCUUCUCCCACGGCGGUUAUUACCAUUUCGGAUAGCGAGGACGAGACAGCGGAUGUUAAACAGUCGACUAGCAGUUCCAAAUCGCAGCAUCAAUCCACAAGUAUGUGUGGACCAAGCUCCAGUCAGCAGCACAUUCGCGGUCAUCCGUCGACAAAUAGCAGUUCCUCGUCCUCAAAUCAAUGCCGUGCGAAUAUGGGAAUGAGUGGAGUCGGUGGAAGCAGCAGCAGUUGUGGAAUCAAACCCUCAUCUUCAUCGUCCAAUAUCCACCAUUCGUCGUCGUCGUCUUCAGCAUUGGCAGCAUUGAAUCAACAGCCUCCGCCGCCAAGUGGUAGCAGCUCUCAUCAUCACUCGCACUACCACUUGCAGCAAGUCCCACAGUCACACAUGCAGCAGCAACAACAGCCCCAACAAUCGCAGCAUCAUCCGAGCGUGAUCAGCAGUGGCAGCCAGGCUGGUAGCAGUAGCAUGUGCGGCGGAAGCAGUCAAUCGGGAUCGAUAUCAAGCAGACAGCGCAAAAGCACAGCGGUGGCGUCCACUUCGACAGCAUGCGUGACCGUUGGCGACAGCGAUGGGGAGAACGAUCGGCGCAAUACGCCUAAACACCAGACGAUAAAAUAUGAGCAUCACGCAGGUCAGUCACAAAAGAAACGCCUGCUUGCGAUGGCCCAAAACGAAUGUCUGCUAUCGUCGUCCACAAAUCAGUUGCACGUGCCGAAGCAGGAACCAACGGAGUUCGUCGCGUACGAGUAUCCUCAGGUGGAUAAACGUUCGUCGUGGGCUCCACCGGGUUCCUCGUCGCACUACGGAGGUGGUCACAACAGCAGCAGCAGUGGUGGUCACAAGAGGGAAUCGUCUGCAUACAUGCCAUCGUCAUCGUCCUCUUCUUCGUCGGUUAAUCAGGGCAGCAGCAGUAUGGGCGGAGGUCCUAUGGGUGGCGGUUCAUCACUUGGAGCAGCUCCUCCGCAUGCUCAUGCCAAAAACACACCAACCGGUGGCAGUGGUUCGUCGUGGGGGGCACCAGUCUACCGGCAGCAUCAGCAAAGUUCCAACACACCGUUGGGAAGUUCACCGGGAGCGAUGCUACAGCAGCAGGACAUUUACGCGCAGGGAGACAUUUACCGGCGGUCGGCGGUGUUUGUUUCGCAGGCACCGUACCAGACAUACAAUCGGGUGGUCCCACCGCCGGCGCACAACGCUUCCAGCCGACAGGUUCUUCCGACGCAUCCGCUGCCGGCGCACAUCCAAUUCCCGACGCAGUACAGCCAGUUCGGGCCACUCAGUCCGGCUCAGAUUGCCAACAAACACUUCUGGUUCAACGAAUAGAGAUCGACGGUGUAAAAGGGACGGGGGUUAUCGACACAGAUGGGAUCGCUUUUAGUCGCGCGUAGAACAUAUAGGUAUUGGCUUCGCAACAAUUGUCGGAAAUACGGAUUUUUCCAGGAUGAGACGAAACACGUUUAUUUUUCUUUUCUCUUUUAAUAGUCAUCAUGUCUUAAUGAAUUGCCUUAACGGAUAUGGAUGCAAGAAAUGCUAGAAGGGAACGUCUCAUCAAUAGUCGUUAGGAUUUAUUUGUAUGAUUUUUCUUCGCUUGCGUACAAAUGAAACUAGGAAUCGUACAUGUGUAAAAACAAUAUGGCAAGAUGGCAUAAGUAGAUGUUUAGUUUGGCGAAAAUUCGCAGUUACAGUAUAAAUUUUGUUCUACAGAAAGAGGAAAUUUACGUUUCGCGCAAUAGAGUUUAUAUUCCACCUCACUCAUACACUCAUAUUAUUACAAUUUCACAGAUAGGCCGGAGAAAGGAUCCGUGCAUACACUAGUAAACGGGAAAUGGGAAAGUUUUUGUCUUAAAGUGUCUCAACUUAGAUUUAGCGUUUAUGAUAGAAAGAGGAUUUGGUGUUCCCAAUUUUGGGAGAUUUAGUGAGAAGGGAAGACUUUUUAGGCACGCAUAGGAGCGAGAAAGAGAUCGAGGGAGGGCAAAACUGUGCUGAAUGUGAUUAUUUUAUCUACUACUCUAGAUAUAGUCGAGAUAUAGUCGUUUAACGUUUCUAAUAUUUUUUUGCUUUAACGCGAGCAUGAGAGUCACUGUAAAAAUAAAUAUAAUAUCUAUUCAGACCAUCGCAAAACAGAAAACAAAUUACAUACAAAUACACACAAGUAACAGACGCUGCAAACAUAAUCAAUACUGUACAUUUAAAGAUCUCACAUAUUAAUCCUAUCUGAGUGCGUCCCACCAUCAUGUUUUGUUUUACGUUGAGGAAAAUGAUUAUCAUCGUGUUUACUAUCUGUAACUGCUAUCUAAAACUUUGAAAAAGCGCCCCCAAAAGGCGAACUGUGUUUUUUGUUUUGCGUGUGCGAGGAAUGUUCGUUUUUAAACCUUCGAUGUCCCAUUUAGGGGUUGGACGCGACCGACGGAAUGUCGGCCAUAAUGUACCUACGAACGCAGCAAAGUAUGUCCUAUUGCUAGACGAAACGAAGCGGAGCUAAACGCGGCUCAAACGACAGUGUGUGAUUAGGUCUUGUUGUUUUUUUGUACAUAGUCUUGUAUUUGGUAGUGUUAUCUAGAUGUGGGAUAGAGGUAGGAGUGUACACACAAUAUAAACCGAGCAAAAUGGAAAUACUGAAAACAAUAAUAUAUUUUUGUGCAUAUUUUAUAUUUAUAUAUAUCUGUAGUCGUAACACACUCACAGUAAAUGGAACUAGGAAAAGAAAGGCAACCACGAAGAAUCCGUCAAUGUUUGAGGAAAUACAAGUAGGAAAUUUUUUGUAACGACUUUGAUUUGAUCUUUUGAGAGCAUUUUAUGUUCGAGAACGAAAGAAAAAAGAAAAAAGUGUAAAAAUGGUGUUGUAGUAGCGAAUCAAAUGGCCGAUUAGAUAACAUAUUGAUUUAAAUGUUUUUUUUUUUUUUGUGGAAAUGCUUUGCUUCGCUGUUUUUUUGUCGAAUAUUUCAUUUUUCUCUUGUUUUACUAUCAUGAUAAAUUGCAAUCCUAUCAAAUGUUUAAAGGGUCCCUCCUCUCAAAAGAUUCAUGUUCUGGGUGGGACAAUGUUGUUCCAAAUGUCUCUUAUUAAUCUAGACCGAAUUGGCAUAGUCGAGGAAAUUCAAAGAAAAACAACAAAAAUUAUGGUUUAAAUGCAAGUGACUUGUACUAUAAAAUGUUAUCUUCCAUGUUACGUCGAUAAUUAAUGUUAACAUCAACUUGCAAAUUAUUUCAGAAACUUCUUGGAAAACCAUGUUUUUCUACGUGGUCACCAACCAUAUGGGGCAUUAUGAGCCACCCUACGGGGCAGUAUAAGCCACCUCAUUCAAUCGAAUGAUUUUUAUUUAAAACAGUAUAGAGACGAGUUAGCUGUGAAGAGUACAUUAUUGGAAAGGAAAUUGUAUUAGCUUUGCUUGAAAUUAUUGGUUCUAGCGGCUUAUAUUUUAAAGAUACAUAAUACAUAGU
Messenger RNA from Aedes aegypti (yellow fever mosquito), 9149 nucleotides. Its product is annotated as homeodomain-interacting protein kinase 2. Gene Ontology annotation, cellular component: cytoplasm; nucleus. Lineage: Eukaryota; Metazoa; Arthropoda; Insecta; Diptera; Culicidae. Gene Ontology annotation, biological process: peptidyl-threonine phosphorylation; peptidyl-serine phosphorylation. Gene Ontology annotation, molecular function: protein serine/threonine kinase activity; protein tyrosine kinase activity; ATP binding. The coding region runs from base 1887 to 7034 and encodes 1715 amino acids. The transcript has 13 exons. The record is from RefSeq and is a predicted model, not a curated record.